Molecule: messenger RNA, 1040 nt
Organism: Alternaria rosae
Lineage: Eukaryota; Fungi; Ascomycota; Dothideomycetes; Pleosporales; Pleosporaceae
Exons: 1
Coding region: 200-790 (196 amino acids)
Source: RefSeq, a predicted model, not a curated record
GUCUGUGUGAAUGCCCCGAGUGCGUGACAAGAUAGCUCUGACGAUGUAGGCAUUUAAUCGGCGAAGAGUAAAAUUUCCUAUUGCCUCUCGUUGUCCACUGCAGCACUAUUAACGUCAACCCACGUCUACCUUUGCUCUCUCUAUAAUUCGCUGCCAGAGAAGAUUCCUCAAUCCCCAAAAUUCACGAACAACAGCAACCAUGGUAGUCGUAGUCAAGAUCCCGUCGUAUUACCGAACCAGUUCCUACGUCAUGCAUUACAACAAACACCCCACAACAACAGCACAAUACAUCAUCCUAACUCCCGCCUCUUCAGAAGAUCUCACAACCCGCAACGCCGCCAUCGCAAAAGACGUCGCGUCCUGGGGUUGGCGCAUCUACAACACCGAACGCUCACUCCCUAAGAUGGAGAAUUGGUUCACCAGAUAUGAAAAGAUUGCAAAGAAGAGCACCUGGGAUGACGAUAUCUGGGUGAUUUGGCAGAGAGAACAUGGCCUUCGGAUUGCGGCGGAGGAUCGAGACAAGAAACAAGCCGAGGCGGCUGCCCGUAAGAGUAAGCUGGGGAUUGUUCUGCAGAACGUGAAGAAAGCGCAUUGGCAACUUGUGGGUAAAGAUGGGUGGAUUUGUAUUGAUGAGCAGAGGCUGAGGGAGAAGGACGCUGCUAGGGAGAACGAGAGGAGGUGGAAGUUGGCCGAAGAGCAGCUAAAGGAGAGACUUCUGUCGUCGCUUUCUGAUCCUUUUUCGGAUGAUCAUGAAGUCAUAGAAGAAGAUGAGGACGAGGACGAGGACUAGGAGUAUCUUUCGGGAGAGCUAAGAGGCGGCGGUGUUGACGGUGUUGACAGUGCUGACGGUGCUGAUGGGAAGGCGACCCCAGAUGGAGAGACUGAAGCGUUCACUGCGGUACUUCUUCGGCAUUCUUGGUCAUCUCGAAGCUGAGCUUUGCUGAAGAAUGCUUAGCGAUAGGCAACGCUAUGACAAUGUUAUGUUACGAUACCCCUUAUUUACAUCCCCGCCUAAACAUCUUAAUCGCCAGCCUUCUCAC